This is a messenger RNA of Aaosphaeria arxii CBS 175.79, 2766 nucleotides long. RefSeq lists its product as uncharacterized. Gene Ontology annotation, molecular function: DNA-binding transcription factor activity, RNA polymerase II-specific; sequence-specific DNA binding; zinc ion binding. The record is from RefSeq and is a predicted model, not a curated record. Lineage: Eukaryota; Fungi; Ascomycota; Dothideomycetes; Pleosporales. Gene Ontology annotation, biological process: DNA-templated transcription; positive regulation of transcription by RNA polymerase II. The transcript has 2 exons. Gene Ontology annotation, cellular component: nucleus. Bases 228 to 2603 code for a protein of 791 amino acids.
AUUCAUUCCUGAAUCGAGUAUUGACACAGAUAUCAGUCUAUGGAGAUUGAAUAUGUCGCUUUUGGCGCGCCAUGAACCGAGGGUAACAUGAUUGGUAUUUUCCCCAGCCGGCCCGGCCUCCCCUCCUUUUCCUUCCCCACAGUUUUCCGGUCUCUCCACACUUCUCCCAACCUCAAGCUUCCACAUAAUCCGUGCCUCUUUUUGUGUUCCCUCUUCAUUAUCCGACCAUGGAUUUUGGUAUCGACCAGGUGCCGCAGGGUGAAACGGCGUCAGUAUCGACAGCAUCUCCUGCUACACCGAUUUCUCCAAGACGAGCGUCUGUAGCUGAGUCCGUCGGUAAUCCGCCAUCCAGGAAGCGGAGAACUUCCUUCGCCCAUAUCAGUGAUCCACGACAGAAGCGCAAAGUCACGCGUGCAUGUGACACUUGCAAGUCAAAGAAGGCAAAAUGCUCUGGCACUCAACCAUGCGAUACAUGCGCAAAGCGAGGGAUCUCGUGUCUGUAUGAGGCGCGUUACCUACGUGGUAAACCCCCAACUCCACCACAGUCAGAGCCAAAUAGGCCUUUGCAUUCACUGGACCCCAUGGGAAGCAUAGAAGCUGCCAACGAACAAAGGCUGUUAAAUGCAAGCAUCAUUCCGACAUUCCAGCCUGUCAAUGUCCAUCAACAGCCGUCGAGCAGCAACCAGGCCACCCCAGAAGAUGCUUCCUCACAGACACAACCAACUGUCCAGGAACAAAGACUGCACGGGAAUGUAGCGAUAUUAAACCCUGUAUUGUCAAUAGAGCAUGGAGAGAGUCACGAUACUACCCUCCAACCUAGUAAGAGGGUAAUCCAUCAUGAUGUUCCUUCGCGAGGAUCUCCUGAUCUGGAAGUCGCCGGCCAAUUUUCAGAUUCUACGUCUGGCCAUUCAUUCCUCCAUCGCGCAUGGGUAAAGCUUUCCAACAAUCAACAUAGCCAGUUGUUGAGUGGCUCUCUAAGUUCAGGCGAAGAAAACCAAGGCCUUAUUCAUGCUGGCGACAAACCAUUCCAGGACUCUGGCCACAUUCAACUUCCAGCGGAGCGCCGAACCAUUGAACUCUUCGACCUAUACUUUGACGUAUGCAUCGCUACCUACCGUAUUCUACACAGACCAACUGUAAUGGAAUGGUAUCGUGUAAUGGUGCAUAACACUGAGCGGCAGCUUCCCAUUUGGCACGGAUUAACCCGGGCGCAGGCCGCGAUUGUUCUUACUGUGCUAACGAUAGCUACAUUUCACGAUGAAAUAAUUAGAAGUGGGGAAAUACCUACAUUUCCGUCCGUCAAUGAUGGAGUCUCUCCAUUGCGACACUCUGAUGCGCUUUUCUGUGAAGCGCUUCGUUUGACCGAGGCUGAGACGGGCUUUCCAAAGUUGGAAUCCGCCCAAGUGCGCAUAGUCCAGGUGCUUUACCUACUCAUGUCAUCGCGAAUGAAUCAAGCGUGGUACACAUUUGGUCAUGCCCUUCAGAUCAUCUCAGCCCUGGGACUACAUCGCUGCGAGGGACGAAAGCGUCCAUUGCAGAAGCGCGAUUACAUCGAGCAGCAGUGUCGGAUAAGGACAUUCUGGUCAGCAUAUAUUGUGGACAAGUACAUGGGUGUGGUCUUUGGUCGCCCUCGUCAUUAUCGCGAUGAUGAUAUCGACCAACACUUCCCGGACGCAGUUAAUGAUGAGGACAUGACAGCAGAUGGCCCAAUAGAGGGCACGGAUGAUAAAGACUGCCACAUCGACGCCCUAAUCUACCACGCAAAACUUGCUCAAAUUUUAGAGAAGAUAUCGAGCGAAGUCUAUUCGAUCAAGGCCGUUCCUGACCAUGAGCGCAUUGCCGCUUCACAUCGCUUGGGACGUGAACUACGCGACUGGAAAGCCUCGCUUCCGCCCCUGCUAGGUUCGAUCAACCCUUCAAGUCUCAUAGCGAGCUUUCGUCGGCAGUCAACAUCCAUGAACCUUUCCUACAUGCAGUGUGUGAUGCUCGCGCACCGUCCCUUUUUGCUGAAAAACCUCAGCAACCGACAGGAUACUCGUGAGAUGGCAAAUGAGAGCAUACGUGAAUGCCUCGCUGCAGCUCAGUCGGUACUUGAGGCUGUUGAUCGAUUGGCACGGGAUGGUAAACUGUUUCAUGCAUUCUGGUGGACUCAUUAUGUGUGCUUCUGUGCACUGAGUGUCGUCUACGUCUGGGCGAUUCAACAAACCGAUAACACUGGAGAGAAUGGUCAAAGCUACGCAAAAAUCUUUGAUCUCGCAGAGCGCUGCCUGACCCAUCUCGCCCAGGCGACAGCUAGCAAUUCACCAAGUCGCCGCUACAGCAUCAUUCUUCAGGAAUUACGGCUUGAGGCCAAACGGAGAACAGCCAGGCGGGGAUCUGAAGCAGCUCUAUUACACGAUAGCAACAGUGUUAAUGGGAAUGCUACCGCCCUUUAUCAAUCAAUGUCUGUGCCAGCUGCUGGUGGAUGGAAACCAAUGUUUGGUAGUCCUAUCGAUUCCGAUAUUUCGAACCUUCCUAAUUUCCUUGACGAUUGGCAGACGACAGACUGGCUUGAACUGGAUUCUUCCGCAUUCGUUGGGCUCGAUACCUCAUCCAUGAUGUGAUACGAGUGUCCAGAGCGCUAUGUUUGAGCACAGCCAAUACUUCUUCUAUACACUUAGAAACAUGAGCCACAAUUUAGGACUUCACUGUUCUGUGGUCACAGUUAGGUUUGAAAGAAGCUUGGAAUGGUUUUGUAAUGUAGUCCACUAUGUUUACCAAUGAUAC